UCACGGAGCGCUGCACCACUGGGUUGUGGGCUGCCAGGCCAGGGCUAGCUGAGCAGACAGCUCCACUAGGCAGUAAUUUCUGCCCCUCAUUUCCUGCUUUCCAUUUGAUCCAGACCUCUGGAGCUCCCAGAAUGCACCCUGUUGGGCUCCAACUGAAAAUGUUAAUGAUCCUGUUGUCAUGGCCAGCAACAGAAGCUCUUCCCCACCCUACCUCCUGUCCUGCCCCUCUGGCAGCCCUCUCCCCAGUGCUAUCCCCACCCAGAACUAGCAGCCUGGGCCUGGACAGUUCUGUGAGCCACCCCUCCCUCUCCCCAGGGCUCUAUACACAUACGAGGAUGGCUCAGAUGACCUCAAGCUUGCAGCAUCAGGAGAAGGGGGCUUACAGGAGCUCUCCGGCCACUUCGAGAACCAGAAGGUGAUGUACGGCUUCUGCAGCGUCAAAGACUCCCAGGCUGCUCUGCCAAAAUACGUGCUCAUCAACUGGGUGGGUGAAGAUGUCCCUGAUGCUCGAAAGUGCGCUUGUGCCAGCCAUGUGGCUAAGGUGGCUGAGUUCUUUCAGGGUGUCGACGUAAUUGUGAAUGCCAGCAGUGUGGAAGACAUUGACGCGGGAGCCAUUGGUCAGAGGCUCUCCAAUGGGCUGGCACGCCUCUCCAGCCCUGUGCUGCACCGACUGCGGCUGCGGGAGGAUGAGAACGCUGAGCCUGUGGGCACCACUUACCAGAAGACUGAUGCAGCCGUGGAAAUGAAGCGGAUUAACCGUGAGCAGUUCUGGGAACAGGCCAAGAAGGAAGAAGAGCUUCGGAAGGAGGAGGAGCGGAAAAAGGCCCUAGAUGCUAGGCUCAGAUUUGAGCAAGAAAGAAUGGAGCAGGAACGGCAGGAGCAGGAGGAACGUGAGCGGCGCUAUCGAGAGCGAGAGCAGCAGAUUGAGGAGCACAGGAGAAAACAGCAAACUCUAGAGGCAGAAGAGGCCAAGAGGCGGUUGAAGGAACAAUCUAUCUUUGGUGAUCAACAGGAAGAGGAGGAAGAGACCCAGAUGAAGAAGUCAGAAUCAGAGGUAGAGGAGGCAGCUGCCAUUAUUGCCCAGCGGCCUGACAACCCACGGGAGUUCUUUAAGCAGCAGGAACGAGUCGCAUCAGCCUCUGCGGGCAGCUGUGAUGUGCCCUCACCCUUCAACCACCGAUCAGGUCGUCCGUACUGCCCUUUCAUAAAGGCAUCGGACAGUGGGCCUUCCUCCUCCUCCUCUUCCUCCUCUUCCCCUCCACGGACUCCCUUUCCCUAUAUCACCUGUCACCGCACCCCAAACCUCUCUUCCUCCCUCCCAUGCAGCCACCUGGACAGCCACCGGAGGAUGGCACCUACCCCCAUUCCUGCCCGGAGCCCAUCUGACUCUAGCACAGCCUCUACCCCUAUCACUGAGCAGAUUGAGCGGGCCCUGGAUGAGGUCACAUCCUCACAGCCUCCACCACUGCCACCACCACCCCCACCAGCCCCAGAGACCAAGGAGCCAAGCCCCAGCCUGGACACUGAAGAGACUUGCAAGGAGGCCAGAGCAGCAGACCUUCAGGCCUGGGCUGGUCCCAUGGUGGAGGCUUCUCAGGCACAGGAGCCUCCCCAGGGGCAGGGCAGCAUGGUGGAGGACUUGAUGUUCAUGGAGUCUCCAGGGAAGGCUGACCUUGCUGCCCCUGUAGAGCCUGCCACAACUGAUAUCACUGUGGCCAACCUCUCAGAAGCUGACACCCACACAGCUGACACCAUUGAAACCGCCACUGACACCACUAUUGCCAACAAUAUCACCCCUGCCACUGCCAGCCUUGUUGACCUAUGGCCUGGCAAUGGGGAAGGGGUCUCAGCACCCCAGGCAGAGCCCAGGGGCCCCACAUCACCUUUGGGUGCUGAGGCCACUCUGGCAGAGGUGCCCCUGCUUGAUGACGUGGUUCAAGAGCCACUGUUGCCAGUGGGUGAAGGCUGUGCCAACCUCCUCAAUUUUGAUGAGCUGCCUGAGCCCCCAGCUACCUUUUGUGACCCAGAGGAGGAAGUAGGAGAGCCCCUGGUUGCCCCCCAGGCUCCAACUUUGCCCUCUUCUCUAGAGGAGGUGGAUCGGGAGGCAGAGCCUGAACCAGAGCAAGAGCUGGAGCAGGAACCCCACCUACUACUGACCAAUGGCGAGACCACCCAGAAGGAGGGGACCCAGGCCAGCGAAGGGUACUUCAGUCAAUCACAGGAAGAGGAGUUUGCUCAAUCAGAAGAGCUAUGUGCAAAGGCACCACCUCCUGUGUUCUACAACAAGCCUCCAGAAAUUGACAUCACCUGCUGGGAUGCAGACCCAGUACCGGAAGAGGAGGAAGGCUUCGAGGGUGGUGAUUAGUAGUGGCUCCUGCCAUCUGGCUGCCCUCCCCAAGGCUGCCCACCUGCACCGGCCUCUGGUCAGAUGGCCCACAGCGCCUGCAUAUGCAGCAGCUCUGCCUGGCACCCACUCUGGAUUCAGGCUCUGGCCGGGGACUUUUCCGCUUCCCUACCCACAGGGCCUGACUUUUACAGCUUUUCUUUCUUUCUUUUUUUUUUUUUUUUUUUUUUUUAAUUGAUAGGAGACUUGUACAGUUGACUGGUUUUCCUCGUUGGUAGUUGAGACGCUGUUGCAAACCCCACCCCACCCCUAACCUGGUCCAGAUUGUAGCUUAGUCCUCCCCGCUCAGCUGGCCAGGGUAGAGGCCUCACCGUGUUUGGGGCCUGGUGUGGGGGAAGCUCUGGUGAGAAAAUGUGCCCCUGCCUCUUUUCCUAGUUUUAUGUUUCUUGGAAAAAUAUCACUUUGUAUUCUC
This is a messenger RNA of Fukomys damarensis (Damara mole-rat), 2816 nucleotides long. It is a transcript of the gene Dbn1, whose product is annotated as drebrin 1. NCBI's taxonomy places the organism in Eukaryota, Metazoa, Chordata, Mammalia, Rodentia, Bathyergidae. Gene Ontology annotation, cellular component: site of polarized growth; plasma membrane; postsynaptic membrane. The record is from RefSeq and is a predicted model, not a curated record. Gene Ontology annotation, molecular function: actin filament binding. Gene Ontology annotation, biological process: postsynaptic actin cytoskeleton organization; positive regulation of dendritic spine morphogenesis; neuron projection morphogenesis. Bases 419 to 2365 code for a protein of 648 amino acids. The transcript has 14 exons.